GCUAUUUAGCUACUUACCCCGGAAGCGCUUUCCCUUUCCUUCCAGCAGCGCGGAGCAAGAUGGCGGUGCAGAUCUCCAAGAAGAGGAAGUUUGUUGCCGAUGGCAUCUUUAAAGCUGAGCUCAAUGAGUUCCUGACCCGAGAGCUGGCUGAAGAUGGCUACUCUGGUGUGGAGGUCCGAGUCACUCCAACCAGGACAGAAAUUAUCAUACUUGCCACCAGGACCCAAAAUGUCCUCGGUGAGAAGGGUCGUCGUAUCCGUGAGCUGACUGCAGUUGUUCAGAAGAGGUUUGGCUUCCCCGAAGGCAGUGUUGAGCUCUAUGCCGAGAAGGUUGCCACAAGGGGUCUGUGUGCCAUUGCCCAGGCAGAAUCUCUGCGUUACAAGCUCCUAGGAGGCCUGGCUGUGAGAAGAGCAUGUUAUGGUGUGCUGCGUUUCAUCAUGGAGAGUGGCGCCAAGGGUUGUGAAGUUGUUGUGUCCGGCAAGCUGCGAGGUCAGAGAGCCAAGUCCAUGAAGUUUGUGGAUGGCUUGAUGAUCCACAGUGGAGACCCUGUGAACUACUAUGUGGAUACAGCUGUACGCCACGUGCUCCUCCGGCAAGGUGUGCUCGGUAUCAAAGUAAAGAUCAUGCUGCCAUGGGACCCAAGUGGAAAGAUUGGCCCCAAGAAGCCCUUACCUGAUCAUGUCAGCAUUGUUGAGCCCAAAGAAGAGAUUCUGCCCACCACCCCCAUCUCUGAGCAGAAAGGAACCAAGCCAGAGCAACAGCCCCAGCCACCUGCCAUGCCCCAGCCUGUUCCUACUGCAUAAAUGCUGAAGACCAGGACUUGAGGAUUUUGGAUACAAACCCAAACUGUAAAAAUAAAAGAAAAACCCAACAAA
Messenger RNA from Pelobates fuscus (common spadefoot toad), 875 nucleotides. It is a transcript of the gene RPS3, whose product is annotated as ribosomal protein S3. Lineage: Eukaryota; Metazoa; Chordata; Amphibia; Anura; Pelobatidae. Bases 60 to 803 code for a protein of 247 amino acids. Gene Ontology annotation, cellular component: cytosolic small ribosomal subunit; nucleus. Gene Ontology annotation, biological process: translation; positive regulation of apoptotic signaling pathway. Gene Ontology annotation, molecular function: RNA binding; structural constituent of ribosome. The record is from RefSeq and is a predicted model, not a curated record. The transcript is spliced from 7 exons.